AAUACACACUACUUAAAACACAAUAGCUGGUACAUUUAUUUACUGACCAUACGUAAACAAGAAACAACGUGUGUGUUAUUUUUUCUUAAAUUUCAAUUUUAACUUACACGAGUUAUACCUAAAACGUUCAAGUUUUUAACUGUAGUAUUUAUCAUCAUUCAUCAUAAUGCCCAUGAAAAAAAAAAAGUUUCAGUCCGGUGAAGGAGCCAGAUACGUCACAAGACGGGCUGCUUUAAAUAAACUACAGUUGUCGCUGAAAGAUUUUCGUACAUUAUGCAUCAUAAAGGGGAUUUAUCCGAGAGAACCAGCACAUCGUCGUCGAGCACAAAAAGGAAAAAGUGGUAUACACAUAUUGUACUUGAAAAAAGACAUACUGUUUCUUUUGCACGAACCGAUGAUAUGGAAGUUACGGGAGUUGCAAGUUCAUUUAAAAAGAUUAAAGCGGGCUAAAGGUAUGCACCAAAGAGACAUGGUAAAACGAUAUUCCAGUACUGUUCCACGUGUAAACAUUGAUCAUGUUGUUAAGGAACGCUAUCCAACUUUUAUUGAUGCACUACGAGAUAUGGAUGAUGCUUUGACUUUAUGUUGUUUGUUCUCUACAUUUCCAAAAUUAAAAAGCAUAUCACCUAACAUUAUUGCCCUCUGCCGCCGUCUUACAGUUGAGUUCAUGCACUAUUGUAUUGCAGCUCGUGCACUUCGUAAAGUUUUUAUAUCUAUCAAAGGUAUUUAUUUCCAAGUUGAAAUCAAAGGACAAGCAAUUACUUGGAUAAUUCCUCACAAUUAUCCUCAUGAACCUCAAAAAAAACAAGAAGUGGAUUUCUAUACAAUGACUACUUUUGCCGAUUUUUAUUCUACAGCCAUUGGAUUUGUUAAUUUCCGUCUGUAUCAUAGUUUGAACUUGUAUUAUCCACCAAGACUAGGAUCCUAUAAUGCGGAGAGUCUCGAACAAGAAAUUUUAGAAGACAAUGAAACUAGUGAUCGUGUGGCAGCUUUAAAUUUACCAUUGCUAAAAACUGCAGAGAAUGUAGAAGAUCCAGCUGAAGAUGAUUUGGAUUUAGAUACUUUCCCAAUGGAAGGUGAUGAAGCGAAAGCAGAAGAAGCCCGCAAGGAGUAUGAAAAAGUGAGAAAAUUAAAAAAAUUGUUCGAGGGACUCAAGGUUUUCCUUAACAGAGAAGUACCUAGGGAGCCUUUAGUGUUUGCACUUCGGUGCUUUGGCGCAAAAGUUUCUUGGGACGAAACUACAUUUUCUGAAGGUGCAUUGUUCCAUGAAACUGACGAAACAAUUACUCAUCAAAUUGUUGAUAGGCCUGACAUCGAAAAACAAUAUAUUUCAAGAUACUAUGUUCAGCCCCAAUGGGUAUUUGACUGUGUGAAUGCUCGUGAAUUAUUACCUGUUGAAAAAUACUUUAUAGGCAUGUCGUUGCCUCCUCAUCUUUCACCAUUUACAAUUGAAUACAAAACUCAACGCUAUGUGCCACCUGAAGAAAAGGCCUUAACAGAUCCAUCUGCCAUGCCUAACACAGACCAAGAUCUAUUGGAUGAAAUAUCUGACAAUGACAUUGAGGACAUAGAUGAUGACAAAAAAGUAUCGGUUGAUGAUGAAGAAAUGGAGGCAGAUGAAAGCGAUGAUGAUGAUGACUACGAUGGUGAAAUUACUGAAGAAAAGUUAGCUGCAAUGAAGCGCAAAAAAAUGAAGGUAGAGUCUGGUGCACCUGAAAUGGUAAACAAAGGUAAAUUGAGGCGUGAAAUGAAACAACUUCAAUUACUCAAAGAGAAGAUGAUCCAAAAGAAGUACAGAAACCUGUACAAAAGUAUGAAAUCUGGUAGAAUGAAGAGAGAAAAAGAAAUCAAAUUACUUAAAUACAAAAGACGUAUUCAUGAAAGGACAAGUUUAGAAACUAAACGUGCAGAGAUUAGAGCUAGACGAGCACAAGCUGCUACUUUAGCAUAGUUUUAGUUGUAUGAUGGAGCUACACAAAUCACUGUAUAAUUUUAUAACUUGAUGGAAUAAACAAUUAAAUUUACUGUA
Adelges cooleyi (spruce gall adelgid) is the source of this 2029-nucleotide messenger RNA. RefSeq names its product pescadillo homolog. The transcript has 9 exons. Gene Ontology annotation, biological process: ribosome biogenesis; maturation of LSU-rRNA from tricistronic rRNA transcript (SSU-rRNA, 5.8S rRNA, LSU-rRNA). Gene Ontology annotation, cellular component: nucleolus; PeBoW complex. The record is from RefSeq and is a predicted model, not a curated record. Gene Ontology annotation, molecular function: RNA binding. NCBI's taxonomy places the organism in Eukaryota, Metazoa, Arthropoda, Insecta, Hemiptera, Adelgidae. Bases 167 to 1951 code for a protein of 594 amino acids.